Botrytis porri is the source of this 294-nucleotide messenger RNA. RefSeq lists its product as uncharacterized. The transcript has a single exon. NCBI's taxonomy places the organism in Eukaryota, Fungi, Ascomycota, Leotiomycetes, Helotiales, Sclerotiniaceae. The record is from RefSeq and is a predicted model, not a curated record. Bases 1 to 294 code for a protein of 97 amino acids.
AUGUCAGACCAGUGUCAGAUUUCGAUGAGUCAAAUUGACGAGGCUCAAUUUCUUCUCCGAGUCAAACCCGGUGACUAUUACGUCUUUGGAGGUCAACUUUUCGCAAACCAGAAGAUUCCAUUAUCAAGAAGUGAUCUGGAUUCGAAAGCUUUCGGGCUGAUGCCUGUUCUUGUGAAAUAUGGUGGCAAGGGAGUUUUCGAGUUUUCGCUCGCUUUCUUUGGGUGCCUACCUGUUGCGGAAGACUCAAUAGGAAUCUCAGGUUGCCGGAAUUGUAGCGAGUUAAAUGAAUUAUAA